GACAUAGCAGUUUUCAGUGCCGAUUUUCUUUCCGGAUCGGAUUUUCCCGAGGAAAAUCACAAUUCGACCUCGUUUUCUCAAUCGAUCUGUUAAUUACUGUUUCUGUUGAUGAGAAAUAAUAAAAGAUCGGCAGGAUAACUGAGCAAGACAGUUGUUGAGUGUUGGAGUCAUUGGAUGGCUGUACCAGGAUCAUGCACAAAUUAACGGUACCACUACUAUUCCUGGCCUACCUCCAUCUCACUCUAGCUGCCAAACCGGAGAAACCCCAACUUUCAAAACUUGAAGAUUUCUCAUCGAAAUCCGAUGAUAAAACUACCAAAACUUUUGACUCCUAUCUCCCGCGUAAAGUAGACUGGCCCGGAAAAAGUUUGAGUCCUCCUCCACCUCCUAGAAAACUUGGCGCCCCACAGCCACCCGAAAAACCACCAGCUGAUGAGUUUCCUGUCCGCUUGAGUGUUGAUGAGCAUCCUCUGCGCAAGGACAGCGAGCCGCUCAAAAGGAACAUUGUCAGCGAUUUUGAUUUGGACGCUGAUAACUCUUGGAAUUAUUAUUAUGGUUCAUAUUGGCCCUACUACAGUUACUACUAUAGAUACUGGCCGUAUUACUACUAUGGUCUUGGAUAUCGUUACAGAUAUGUGCCCCACUACAACAAGUACUGGAGCAAAUGGAGUAACUAUUAUUCGUAUCCCUACUAUUCCUACUAUGACAGCUACUAUGAUGAUGAUUACGAUUGGUAUAGGAGACGUUGAGCAAUGCCGACAUAUCAUUACAAAUUAAACAUCUUCAAAGAUAUAAUGCUGGUUUUCUCAUUAAAUACCUUGAAUCUUGUCUUGUA
This is a messenger RNA of Nilaparvata lugens (brown planthopper), 835 nucleotides long. RefSeq lists its product as uncharacterized. The coding region runs from base 192 to 749 and encodes 185 amino acids. The record is from RefSeq and is a predicted model, not a curated record. Lineage: Eukaryota; Metazoa; Arthropoda; Insecta; Hemiptera; Delphacidae. The transcript is spliced from 3 exons.